This is a messenger RNA of Aricia agestis (brown argus), 2300 nucleotides long. RefSeq lists its product as uncharacterized. The record is from RefSeq and is a predicted model, not a curated record. Gene Ontology annotation, biological process: cilium organization. Gene Ontology annotation, cellular component: ciliary basal body. The transcript is spliced from 5 exons. Lineage: Eukaryota; Metazoa; Arthropoda; Insecta; Lepidoptera; Lycaenidae. Bases 74 to 2011 code for a protein of 645 amino acids.
CAUAUUUUACAAACAUUCAACCCGCUGUGAUAUUUUUAUCGGUUUUUACAAUUUUUAAGUUGAUUUUUUAGAUAUGGCGUAUAAUUUCGACAGUGGACAAUUUAACAAAGAAACAGCGCCUCGGCGUCUUUGCAACUGGGAGGUCCCACGUUGGGCGCCAUCGCGAGCUCGGCCUGUCCAAAUGCGGCCGGAGCCGAAGCCAAUAUGUGACAUAAACGGCCGGUUCUUGCCGGGCGCGCCCCGGGGCACUUCGAAGUGCUUCGGACACUAUACGGGUACUUGGGACAUGCCGAGGAAGAUUACUAGGCAAGUUGCUGCGGAACUAUCAAAGGAGCCCCCGGAUGGUCGUUUCUCGGAUUGGCUCCAUUUGCGUGAGCAGCGAGCGAACACCGCGCGCAGGCGCGAGGACACAACCUUUGACAGAACUGCUGAAAGGAAACUUGACGACUUCAGAGCUAACGAAUGUCCGUAUCACAAAAAUAGACCAAAAAAGAUACUAAACGUUAAAUUGGAUCAAGAUAACAAAUCUCAAGCGGAAAGUCCAGAAGUAAAAAACGACGAGGAUCCUUUGGAACUUAACAAGAGAAUAGAACCUACUGAUAGCGAUGGUAACGGUCCUUACGUACCAGGAGCAGAAACAGAAGACGAUAAAAGACACGAGAGCUAUGAUCUGCUAGUUAAAGACGCAGUUGAAAAACUACACGGCCCGCAGGAAGAUCCACAAGACAAAUUCUGGCGAAAAGUAGCUGAGAAUGCGAAAAACUUCGAGGAAGAUGAAAACAUGAAAUUAGACAGAAAAUCUGGCACCAAGUUACCGUAUGUAAAUGUCGUCCAAAAUUUCAGUUUCGCUAAGAAAAUGCACACUGGUAACUUGGAACAUGAGCCGUUGCCUGAUACUCUAGGAUACAGACUUCUGCCUAAGGUCGGUGAGCAUAGAGACUCUGAUAUUGUAGUUAAACCGUACGCUAUAGGCUGGAAGGGCUACGGCGCUUCGGGGCCUACGUGCUGCACCAAAAUGCGCGUCCAUAGACCCAAAACCUGCGAGCCUAAAAAAGCUGCAGACGAGAAGAAUACCAAGCAACGUCCAGCGACUUCGGUCUUGGGUUUAGGUGGUCAGUACAAAAAACCUCUAUCACUAAUGGAUCUGGCCAUAUGUUGGGAUUUUAAACCUAAUGAUACGAAGCAGGAACCGAAACCACCUAAACAUAUCGAUGGAUCAAACGGCUCCCUGGCUCCCGCCGUCUUUACCAUGGUCCAUACUCCGAAAGAGGAGGUCCAAGAAGCUAUGGGAGAACACGCGUACUCAAUAUUCAAUAGCAACCAAAUUGUAGAUAACGGCAAACACAGUGUACCAUAUUUUGAAAAAGAUAUGACCAAAGAGAGAAAGAAAGAUUCUUGUGAAGUGCAAAAUUGUGUCCAACACAAUCGUCCCAAAUCGAGGCCGGACAGUCGGAAGAGUUCGAACGAGUCUGUAAAAAAGUGCGACGGAAAAAACGGCUGCGGUACUCCUAAAUCCGACCAAAGUUCCACCAUAAAAUCCAAACAGGAAAACGGUAGAGAUAAUUCGAAUCAGAGCUUAGAAUCUUACGAUAAGACACCGCUAGCUCAAGGAAAACUAAAACAUAGCUCACCGAACGAAUCCUUCGGCUCGAGUCACUCGAAAAAUUCGAACAACAACGCAAAGCAUAGGCAGUGCACCUCAUGCAAUGCAAGGCCAGUGACCGACAAAAUCGUAAAAGACGACUACAAAUUCGCCUUCAAAGCUGGCAAUCCCAAUUCCGUUCAGAGCGACAGUUCAAAAGACUCCAAAGGGGUCAAAAUUCCGAAGAUGCGUCAUCCUUACACGAAGAAGUCGUAUACUAUACCGACUUUAGCGCCCCCAUUCACGAUCUGGAGAGACGCUAAUGCUACUGGAUAUCCGGAGCAUUGGAGGCUGGCUAGUGUGUACCAGCACGCUUACAAACCGCCCGAGCAGCGCCGAAAACCACUCAUAGCUAGCGUCUACCAGUAGAGUUGGGUGGUGUAGAAAUAAUUUAAGGGUAUACAAGAUAUUGUAACAAAACUAAGUGACAAUAAUUUACGGUGUGCAUAUUGUGUUCGUUAUAUUAUAAAGUUCACUAUGAAAGUAGCAGCUCUAAAAGGGCAAAAUUUUUUUGUGAUUUAUAUGGGCAAGCGCCCCCACAUCAUGAAUUUUCCAUACAAUGGUGAAAACAAAGUUAAUCUUAAAAAGCGGUUACACGGGCAAUAAUUACGGCAAUAAUUGCUCGGCGGAGCGACGAAUGGAGCGAUCUGGAGCAGUU